Messenger RNA from Bemisia tabaci, 964 nucleotides. The record is from RefSeq and is a predicted model, not a curated record. NCBI's taxonomy places the organism in Eukaryota, Metazoa, Arthropoda, Insecta, Hemiptera, Aleyrodidae.
CAACGCCGCAAACCGCGAGCGAAAAAUUUACGAAAAUGUGCCAAAAACAAAUACAUUAUUUGAGCACAUCGAUGAUUCAGCUGUUAAUCACAUUUAGCAAAGUAUUAUAUUCGUUUGCUUUUGACUAUGGAACACCUCCUCCUGAACUGUCCGCAGAGGAGAUUGAAAAAGCUUUAAUUAAACAUGACAUUUACAAGGAUUUGGGCUACGUGAAUUAUCCCAAGCACAUGCUCCAGGUGAAUUAUGAUGUGCAUCAUCUACAGCUUGGUACAAAAAUUCCAGGCACUGUAGCAAUAGUGCCACCAGAUAGUAUUAACUACACUCAUUAUGAUGAGAACGUCUGGUAUGCUCUACUCAUGGUCGGGCUUGAUUUACCUGGGACUAAGGAAACACCGGAUAAAGAAGCUUACCAACAUUGGGCGCUUGGUAACAUACCCGAAGAUCAGUUCCUGUCAGCUGAGUGUUUGGUGAACUACGAUUGGAAAGCUGCACCCUACAAAAAAGGUUUACAUCGAGUUGUCUUCCUCUUAUACAAACAGGAAGGAGAGGAAAGCAUGGUGUACGAUGAACGCCACUUAAUGAGGAGUAAUAUUGAGGUGCCAAGAACCUACUUUAAUACCACAAAAUUCAGCUUGAAGUAUAAUCUUGGUGACCCCGUGGCAGUAAAUUUCUUCAUUGCAGACGUUAAGGAGGACCACACGGAUAGGGCGCUCCAUUGGACGGGCUUCGACUCAUAAUUGUUAAAUAUAUAUUUUCGAGGGUAUCGAAACAUGCGUAAAAAUGGACUGUUAUUGGAUUGUUACUAACAUCUGCGGCAUUGAAUAAUGACAUUGCAGAGUUGGGCGUUUUCUGACUCUUUUUUUUUUUUUGAAUUUAAGUAUAUUAGCAUAGUAUAAUGGCCUUUAUAUACUGUGAUGGUGUUAAAUAAUAAAACAGAGGGUAGAUAAUUGUUUCACUUUUGAAA